Vanessa tameamea is the source of this 1658-nucleotide messenger RNA. It is a transcript of the gene ICA69, whose product is annotated as islet cell autoantigen 1. Gene Ontology annotation, cellular component: Golgi apparatus. Gene Ontology annotation, molecular function: protein domain specific binding. The transcript is spliced from 4 exons. NCBI's taxonomy places the organism in Eukaryota, Metazoa, Arthropoda, Insecta, Lepidoptera, Nymphalidae. The record is from RefSeq and is a predicted model, not a curated record. Bases 126 to 1391 code for a protein of 421 amino acids. Gene Ontology annotation, biological process: regulation of transport.
AUUUUCUUAUCUUUCAGUCUCUAAAAACUGAACGUCACUAUUUUCAGUAUUUUCAGGAGAAAAAUGAUGAUAUUUGUGAUUAUACUAUAAAUUCUCAUAUUUAAGUUAAAAGAAGUGUUGUAAAUAUGAUGCAACAUCAAUAUUGGGUGACUAAAAAGACUGUUUUAAAAAGAUUAGGAACUAAAGAAGAUGAUUGUAUUGUUUCAUCCGACGCCGAGCUUGAUGCAAAAUUAGAAUUGUUUCGAUCAAUAUCCGAUAGUUGUUUGCAAUUACAACGAGUUUUAGAUCAGUACCAAGAACGCCUAUGUAUUUUAGCUCAAGAAGAGAACGCUUUAGGAAAAUUUUUACGUGAUGCUGGAAAAGUUGGCGAUGCUUCAGGGAAACACAUGGUAUCGGCUGGUAAAGCUAUUUCUUAUUCAGGCCAGCAGCGCCUAUCUAUAAGACCGCCAUUGUUAAGGCUUUAUCAUGAAGUGGAGACGUUUAGAGUUCGAGCUGUAAAAGAUAUGCGAGCAACAGUGUCUGCGAUGGAAAAAGCCCGCAUCGAGUACCGCGCUGCUCUAAGCUGGAUGAAAUCUACUAGCGCCCAAUUAGAUCCCGACACUGGACGUGGGCUUGAUAAUUACCGAAAAGCGCAACGACAGGUUCGCGAGAGUAAGAAGAGUUUUGAUAAAUUAACCUUAGAUGUUUUACAGAAGAUUGAUUUAUUAGCUGCUGCAAGAUGUAACAUGUUUUCUCAUGUUCUAUCAAACUACCAAAAUUCCUUUUUAAAUUUUUCAACAAAAGUAACUCAAACUUUGCAAGCUACUGUGGAUACUAUGAAUGAAACUCCACAAUACGAAUUUAGUAUUCUAAAAAGUUUAGGAGAAAUGGAAUCCAACCAAGAUGAAGAAGCUGCACCCGAUAAAGAUCAGAUGUUAUUUUUCCAGGCUGAUUACAAAGAUGAAAAGCAAGAAAAGCCUUCAACUGAUGCUAAAGAUGUUAAAAACUAUAAUGAAAAACAACUAUCCAAUGACAACAAUGAAGAACCAUCAACAUCAGCCAAUCUGAUUGAUACGGAAAACCAAGUAUCAACUAACAAUGAAGAUAUUAAUGAAGAUUUAGCAGGCCUGCAACUUGAUUGUGGGGACAUUCCAGCUAAUUUUGGAUCCUUUAUGCCUUCCCAACUAUUACAGAACAUAAAUACCAACCUUUUACAAGGAUCAUUGGCUCCAGUCCACAUCAAUAAUGUAAAACCAACUAACCAGCCAACAACGAGCCAACAUAAAGUUACAAAAACUGUACCAAAGAAGGAAGACAAGGCAGCUUGGUUUAAAUUAUUUGCUGAAUUGGAUCCACUUGCAAAUCCUGACAAUUUACCUGGGUCUAAUGCGAAUCAAAGUCAUGCAGCUUGAAUAUUAUAAAAAGAAUGAAUAUUUUAAAAGGAAGUGGUCCAUUGGUAAUAAUUUGAAAAAUUAUUUUUCUCAUGUGUUGCCUAUCAUUUAUAUAUAAAUCAUAUAGAUAAUAUUUAAUUAUGUGAAACAUACAACAUAAUCUUAACAUGAACAAUGUUUAGGUCGCAGUAAAGAUAUCUUAACUUUGUCACUUUCCAAUAAUCACAUGUUUACAGUUUUAUAAAAAUAAUAACAUUUGGAUAAAAUUACAGACAAAUUACAAAUUAA